Messenger RNA from Capronia coronata CBS 617.96, 1842 nucleotides. RefSeq lists its product as uncharacterized. The transcript has 2 exons. The record is from RefSeq and is a predicted model, not a curated record. Gene Ontology annotation, biological process: DNA catabolic process; double-strand break repair via break-induced replication; mitotic intra-S DNA damage checkpoint signaling. Gene Ontology annotation, molecular function: DNA binding; crossover junction DNA endonuclease activity; 3'-flap endonuclease activity. Gene Ontology annotation, cellular component: Holliday junction resolvase complex; nucleus. Lineage: Eukaryota; Fungi; Ascomycota; Eurotiomycetes; Chaetothyriales; Herpotrichiellaceae. The coding region runs from base 1 to 1842 and encodes 613 amino acids.
AUGCCCGAAGACUGCGCAAACCCGCUGCUUGCGGAAUGGCUGAAAGAAUGGAUGGACGACGCAAAAGAACGAAGUAGCAAGGCAUAUACAAUCUACAAGAAAGCGUACCAGUCCAUGAAAGCAUGUCCCCUGCGGUUUGAUCAUCCUUCAGAAGCCCAACAGCUCAAUGGCCUCGGACCCAAGCUGUGCGACCGCCUCACCGACAAGUUGAAGGACUUCUGCGAUCAAAAUGGACUCCCGAUGCCCGAAAAGGGGCGGAAGAGAAGGAGGACAUCUGACGCUGCGCUGCCCGACCCUGCUAGACCCGAUCAAGAGUCGCCUGCACGAAGGGUGCGCAAGUCCCAGCCAUAUGUCCCGAAGUUGAGGUCUGGCGCAUAUGCACUCAUCCUAGCCUUGGGCACUCUGGACCGGGAAACAAAUCAAGCAAUCCCCAAGAACGACCUGAUGGCAUUGGCACAGCCACACUGCGACUCUUCUUUCUACGCCCCAAGUGACCCAACCAAGUUCCACACUGCAUGGAAGUCUAUGCAGACCCUAGAGAACAAGGAGCUGGUAUGUACAAAGGGCCAUCCCACCAAGAAAUACUAUCUGUCCGAUGAAGGAUGGGAGGUCGCUGUUCGCAUGAAGGCCACCAUAGAAGGACGUCCUCUGCAACCGCCUAGUCCAAAGGGUAAAAAGAGAGCAGCUCCUCGUGAGCGUAGUCCGUCAAGAGAUGUCUCUUUGGAACCUGCCACUAGCCGGCCGGCUUCUAUUCGUCAGCCUCAAGCAAGCCAAAGAACGGCGUCAGAGAGCCUACGUAUUGUCGACUUAUUGUCUGAUGACGAGCAGAAUGGGCGGGGUUCAGAGCCAGAGCUGUUGGACCCAGUCUCCAGAAGGAGUCGUACUGAAGUCCAGCCCGUGAGUGCUCAUGUAUCUUCCGAAGACACUAUUUUCUUGCCCUCAGGCAGUUUCGAGGUGAAAAUGGUACUGGAUAUGAGAGAGGUCCGCACCACCACCGACCGAGAUUACAUCUCUGCCGAGUUGAAGAAACUAGGAGUCGUCCCUGUCAUCCGGUCGCUGCCUCUGGGAGACGUUCUAUGGGUCGCACACGUCAACUCCGGGUAUGUGGAAACUCUCAAGGCAGCCAAUGUGGGAGAUGACGAAGAAGGUAAUGUUGAGAUUGUCUUGGAGCACAUUCUCGAACGCAAACGACUCGACGACUUGAUUGGCAGUAUCAAAGAUGGACGCUUUCACGAGCAGAAGUUCCGUCUGCACAAGUCAGGCAUCAAGAACGUCACCUAUCUGGUGGAAGAGUACUCGCUUUCAGCAGAACGCAGUGACAAAUAUGGAGAGGCCCUCGAGAGCGCCAUCGCUAGCAUGCAGGUCGUCAAUACCUUCUUCGUCAAGCAGACAUCCAAGUUGGAUGACACCAUUCGAUAUCUGGCUCGAAUGACCAACACACUAAAGUCAUUGUACGAGAAACAAGAUAUUCAUGUCAUACCGUCGCGGAAGUUCGAAGAUGAGGCUGUCGCUCUGACGCUGGACCGGUUGAGACGAACAGCACCUGGAAAAACAUAUGGCAUGACGUUCUCAGCGUUCGGCGCCAUGUGCGACAAGUCAGAGAGCAUGACUCUCCGAGACGUAUAUCUCAAGAUGCUCAUGUGCACCCGAGGAGUGACGGGCGACAAAGCCAUUGAAAUCCAGAAGAUCUGGCCGACUCCACGCGCCCUGGCCGAAGCAUUUGAGGCACGGCAAAAUGGCCCAGAAAAGGACAACAUGAUUAGCGACCGUCUAGGAAACACAAUCCCGCGUAAGAAGGUCGCCAAGGCACUCAGCGCAAAGAUUGCAGAGAUAUGGGGUUGA